CCCUUCUUUGAUUAAUAUUAAUUACUUUUUUAAGGUUAUUAAUCGGUAACGGUAACCCUCCUAUCGAUAUUCGAAAUCCCCGUUCGCCGAUAUAAAAAGAAAUGCACGGAGGCAAGAUUACGUCGAGUCUAGGCCGUCGUCGCCGAACAAUCUCGAAUGCUAGCAGCAAAUCGUCUGCAGACGGCGCCGAUGACGAUGAUACCUCCGUAAUCGAGCCCGACCAGGGCAACGUCCUUACACAUAUCAUCUCACAGUUACGACCCGGCGCGGACUUAAGUAGAGUCGUAUUGCCUACCUUCAUCCUAGAGCCUCGAAGCAUGUUAGAACGAAUAACCAAGGGUGUCAAGAAGCCUCUUAACCCGAUCCUCGGCGAAGUGUUCUCAUGCUAUUGGGACCUCCCUGACAAGACCCGCGCCUACUACAUUUCCGAACAGACCUCACACCACCCACCUAAGUCGAGCUACUUCUACAUGGUCCCCGAACACCACAUCCGAAUAGACGGCACGCUGAAGCCAAGGAGCAAGUUCUUGGGCAACUCAGCCGCUAGCAUGAUGGAGGGUAUCGCUGCGAUCUCCUUUUUGAAUAGGGGGAAGAAUCCUAAGCAGGGAGAACAGUACUGGUUAACACAACCCAACAUGUACGCGAGGGGGAUCCUAUUCGGCAACAUGAAAUACGAACUGGGCGACCACAGCGUAGUACGAUGUCCCGAGUUAGGCCUAUCAGCAGACGUCGACUUCAAAACGAAGGGAUGGGUGAGCGGGACGUAUAAUGCUAUUGGGGGUACGAUAAAAGACGACCGUACCGGACAGAUUCUUUUCGAACUUUCUGGUUUGUGGAGCGAGGAGAUGUUUAUUAAGGAUCUGAGAACUGGACAAAAAGAAAUGUUCUUCGAUGCGCGAAAAGCAAAACCCUCGAAACCUCGUGUACGACCACUAGAAGAACAGGAUGAACGAGAAUCACAGAGAUUAUGGCGAAAGACGGCGCAAGCUGUGAAAGAGAGGAACCACGAAUUGGCAACCGAUGAGAAGACGAAAGUCGAAGAUCAGCAAAGAGAUGAGGCCGCAAGUAGAGCAGCGGCUGGUGUAGAAUGGCGUCCGCGAUUAUUCAGGAGGGUAGACAAGGAGUACGGCGGCACGGGAGAGGACAUGGAGCAUUUAGAAUGGAUCAUCAACGCUCAUAUAGACGCUACAACACCGGAGAAACAAGCCGAGCAGAUUAUGUCGAUUUAUCCUAUAAUACCCGGGCAGAAGACGAGCGACUUCAACAUUAUCCCGCCUAAUUCACCACAUCACCCACCUCCACAGAAGACUAGCAAACCUGCUACUGCUCCUGCCGCUUCGGAAAACAGCGCGGGUGCAGAUUUGAUCGAUUUCGGGCAGAAUGAUGCUGCCCCGGCCCCGGUACCUGCCAAGAGGGACAGCAAAGACAUCUCGGGGAUGCUACAAUCGACAGGCCGCGCGCCAGAAGGUCCACUAAUCGACUUUACGGGGGAUCUGAAAAAUGACUUGCCGCAAGAGAAGACGCUGAAAAGGGGUGAUACGGCGGGAAGUAAUGAUGAUUUCUUCGACGCCUUAGGUUAGCUUGAGUUGGGACUGAAGAAUUGGGUUGUCGGUUUGUUUGUUUGUCGUGUCUAGAUAGAAAGAGACAAGACGAGACAAGAUAAGAUGAUCAUUGGGGACAUUAAAUAGACAUAGGAAUGGAAUGCAAAUGCAAAUGGGAUACCAACUUUUAAUACGGAUUUACUAGUUUCGCUCUACUCUACUCUAAUCGUUGGUUUGUUAUGAGGGAACGGGGUGAUUUGAUACUUAUCCCUUUUUGGUGUAAUCGUACGUUGCAUGGAUAGAUCAUAGUAUCACAAUGCCACAAUAUUGACCCAGAUCGGAAGCAAAUUUUUGUGAGAGCAUAUU
This is a messenger RNA of Hypoxylon trugodes, 1907 nucleotides long. RefSeq names its product Oxysterol-binding protein. The coding region runs from base 102 to 1580 and encodes 492 amino acids. The transcript is spliced from 7 exons. Gene Ontology annotation, cellular component: membrane; cortical endoplasmic reticulum; cytosol. Gene Ontology annotation, molecular function: sterol binding. The record is from RefSeq and is a predicted model, not a curated record. Lineage: Eukaryota; Fungi; Ascomycota; Sordariomycetes; Xylariales; Hypoxylaceae.